Oncorhynchus masou masou (cherry salmon) is the source of this 7274-nucleotide messenger RNA. RefSeq names its product serine/threonine-protein kinase 38-like. The coding region runs from base 388 to 1779 and encodes 463 amino acids. Gene Ontology annotation, molecular function: protein serine/threonine kinase activity; ATP binding. Gene Ontology annotation, biological process: peptidyl-serine phosphorylation; intracellular signal transduction. The record is from RefSeq and is a predicted model, not a curated record. Lineage: Eukaryota; Metazoa; Chordata; Actinopteri; Salmoniformes; Salmonidae. The transcript has 13 exons.
GUAGCAUGUACUUACGUGGAGUGAGAGCAUUAUGUAUUUAAUGCAUCCAUUCCCGGAGUAACGUUAAUUGGGUAUUUUACUAUUUAUAGGGUGGGUUCGAGGUCGAAGAUGGAUGAAAGGAGACGAGCAACGCUUACCAAACCGUUGUACUGAUAGUCUUGUUAAAUAUCAGAAAUAGUUGUCAUUGACUCAAGUCUUAUUUUCUCCAUACACCGUCCGUGUUUAUAAUGGGUGAAGCUAGUUCACGCUAGAUAGUUAGUACCGAACGUCGAGUCUUUCCCCUCAUCCCGUAGCCAAAUUUACGGACCUAAAUUCUGGCAUAUUGGAGCAGGACUAGGCAGCUAGCCUAGCCAUCAAUUGAAUCUGGAGCAGGAUACAGAGGAUAGUAUGGCCAUGACGGGAGGGACUGCAGCUGCCCUUCCCAUGAGCAACCAUACCCGGGAGAGGGUGACCGUGGCCAAGCUGACAGUGGAGAACUUCUACAGCACUCUGCUGACACAACACGAAGAGCGAGAGACGAGGCAGAAGAAGCUGGAGAAAGUCAUGGAUGACGAAGGCUUGAUAGAUGAAGAGAAGGUCAUGCGACGCUCCCAGCACGCCAGGAAGGAGACAGAGUUCCUGCGGCUGAAGAGGACCCGGCUGGGCCUGGACGACUUUGAGUCACUAAAGGUCAUUGGUCGAGGCGCCUUUGGAGAGGUCCGCUUGGUGCAGAAAAAAGACACCGGGCACAUAUAUGCCAUGAAGAUCUUGAGGAAAGCUGACAUGUUAGAGAAGGAGCAGGUGGCUCAUAUUCGGGCAGAGAGGGACAUCUUGGUGGAGGCGGACGGGGCCUGGGUGGUUAAGAUGUUCUACAGUUUCCAGGAUAAGAGGAACCUCUACCUCAUCAUGGAGUUUCUACCUGGAGGUGACAUGAUGACCCUGCUGAUGAAAAAGGACACCCUGUCUGAAGAGGCUACCCAGUUCUACAUAGCCGAGACUGUCCUGGCCAUCGACUCUAUCCACCAGCUGGGCUUCAUCCACAGAGACAUCAAACCUGAUAACCUGCUUCUGGAUUCCAGGGGCCAUGUAAAGCUGUCUGAUUUUGGUCUGUGUACGGGACUGAAGAAAGCCCACCGUACAGAGUUCUACAGGAACCUCACACAUAACCCUCCCAGUGACUUCUCCUUCCAAAACAUGAACUCAAAGAGAAAAGCAGAGACAUGGAAGAAGAACCGGAGGCAACUGGCCUACUCCACAGUGGGAACACCGGACUACAUUGCCCCAGAGGUGUUCCUGCAGACGGGAUACAACAAGCUCUGUGACUGGUGGUCUCUGGGGGUCAUCAUGUAUGAGAUGCUGAUAGGGUACCCCCCGUUCUGUUCUGAAACACCCCAGGAGACAUAUAGGAAGGUGAUGAACUGGAAGGAGACCUUGGUCUUCCCCCCCGAAGUGCCCAUCUCAGAGCGGGCCAAGGACUUGAUUCUCAGGUACUGUAAUGACGCUGAGAACCGUGUUGGUGCUGUGAGCAUUGAGGAGAUGAAGAGUCACGCCUUCUUUGAGCCUGUGGACUGGGAACACAUCAGGGAAAGACCAGCCGCCAUCUCCAUUGAGAUCAAGAGCAUUGACGACACAUCGAACUUUGAUGAGUUCCCAGAAUCGGACAUCCUUCAGCCAGUUUCCAACGUGACAGAACCAGACAAAUCGAAGGACUGGGUGUUCCUGAACUACACCUACAAGAGGUUUGAGGGGCUGACUCAGCGAGGCACCAUCCCCACAUACAUGAAGGCAGGGAAGGCCUGAGAUGAGGGAAAAUGGGAGAGACAAUGUGGACACAGUGUUGGGCGGUAAACCCCUGCUGUCCUGAAAGCGCAGGAUCAAGAAUGAUUAGGAGGUUCUUGGUUUCAUGCUUCACUGGGGUUUUCCUGUUUGGUCACAGAUCCAUUGGGGCACCAAUUGCAAGAGGAACAGGGAUAUAAAUAAUAUAUGUAUCGUCUUACGUCUUGCUUGGGCUGUUAAUGGGGAAGUUUGUUUUACAACUUAAAGUUUGAUGGUCACUCAACCUGAAAAAAACUGAACUUCCCCUUUUUGAAAUGACUACUACUAGGUGACUAAAUCAAUGGGCAUGUUCCUCUGCCCAGGUGUUGCUGAAGUGUGACAGAUCUUACAACACUUGGAUAGGUAUUUUACCUAUUGGCUAACCACAUGUUAUAGCAAUCUGGUGCCCGACAGUGUAGUCGAUGAUGAGAUAUGCAACGUUUGAGCAGGGGAACGCGACCAUCAUAUCUGCAUGUUUAUACACUGAUUUGCAGGGUCUAAAACACUGUAGAAGGACUGCCCACACACACAGGGUAUUCGUUGAGGGUUAUCCUAGUGUCCUCAUAUGACUGAAGAAAAAUGCAUAUAGUAAAUAUAAAGUCAAUGUUUUCUAAACUUGUAGGUAUAAAAAGUUCUAACGUUUCAAGUCUUUUAUGGGUGCCAUGUUAGCCAAAAAGUUUCAUUCUAGUUACAAUGUAAUCCUUCCGUCAUGGAACGUUCGCUGCUAACAUGGAGUAUGGUGAGCCAUCCAUACAUGGAUUAAUCCCAGAGCCAUAGAUACAUUGUGGUGUCUAUUUAAUGCCUUGAAUCUGGAAUUAAUAUCUCCUAAAUGAUUUAAUGGUGUCAAAGAUGCAUAGAAAAGUGUCUUCUAGUGGUUGAAGUAAGAAACAGUAAUGUAGAAUCAGAUUUGUUUUUGCAAGUUAGAGGACGAGUCAUGGAUGUCAAUGACAAUUCAAGGCUACUAAUACUUAAAGGUAGCAAUAUGAUGCAGAAAGUAGAUGGCAUAUUGGGUCAAUUUCCACAACUAAGAGUGUUGAAGCGUGAUACUCAACUUCUCUGCUUUUUUGGUCUUGUGGCUACUAGGCUGUAUACGGUAUGAAGCGCAGAUGCUGUGUUUGUGACUGCGGGAGAGCAAUGUCUUGCAUCUCGCGCAUAUAAAUAUCUGCGGUGCUGCUCGUGGCAAUGUCAUUUCGCUUAGUCUAAUUUUAUAGUAAUUACAUUUCUGUUCAAAUUUAUUGACAAAGAUAGCGCCUUUUUGUGUGUAUAUAUAUAUUUUAACAUCGGAAAUCAAGUUUGAUCAUCACAUCGCUCCCCAAAAUGCAUCCAUUUAAGUUAGGAACUAUAUUUAAUUAAAUGUACCUUUUUAUAGUCACCCUUUAGUGAACACACGCUGUGUGUGAUGUCAUAAAUAUAGAUAUUCAAAUUUAGGAGUCAAACAUUUCAGCAAUUCUGAUUUAGUUGUGCAGAGGUGGUCAGCACAACUUGCAUAUCCAAUAAACUAAAUUCAUGUAAUGUUGCCCUGGCUAUCUGGCACAGGUCAAAGUUCAAAUGCCAUGUGAUCUGGAGCAGGUGUAAAUUCAAUGGAUCAAAUUAUUUAUUUUGACAAUGAACAAAUGGAUAAAUCCCCAAAUGUUUGCAAUAGUAAACACACCACAAAUUAGGGUGCAUCGUGUGUUAAUGACGAAUGAAAGUGUUGAUGACUAAAACGAAAUACCUAAAAUAUAACAAUGCAGAAAGAUACCCAUAGACUUCCAGUUAUUGCGCUAACGCUAGUUAGCAUUAACUUGCGAAACUACCUCUAAGUACCAUCAUACUGGACACAGACCUAAAAGGGUAACCAGGACUUCAUCUGACUCUGGGGAAGUAGAUAAAGGGCCUCAUUUCCAAAAUCCUAAAGUAUCCCUUUAACUUGUAAAUUUUUCAAGAAGGGAAAUAAAAACAUUGUUUAUGUAACUCUUCUCUAAAUUACUUUUCAUAAGUUGACUCAAAUUCAUUAUUUGAUGCAUUUGUUCAUUAUGAACUCCAUUUAUCUUUCACCAGAACAUGUUACAAAAUAUAUUAAAGGGAUAGUUCACCCAAAUGACAAAAUUACACAUUGGUUUCUAUCCUUUAAGCAGUCUAUGCUUUGUUACCAAAUGUUAAUGUUUUAGCAUUUGUGGCACAUACUUGUCAUUUGGGUGAACUAUCCCUUUAAUAUAACUGGGUUGGCACUGGGAGAGAGCAGGGAGGGGUUGUGCAUGUAUGGUAGGGGAUUGGACAAAAUGCUGAUAGGUUUCCAUCCAAUUAGUGACCGAUUUUCAUGCGAAUAUUCUACAAUCUGUAUAAAAACAAUGUGUAUUUUCCUACCAGAAAGAUUUCAAUCAAAUUGACUUGUUGUGGAUAAGUCUGUGCGUGAUGACGCAGUGCACAUACAAAAACUUUUGCGGUUGAAUUACAAUGUACCGAAUAAAAAAGACAAGCUAGAUGGGUUUCUAUCGCAUUUAACUCUGCUGAUGGUUUUGUCAGAACAAAUGUUGCGUUAUAUAGUCAAUGUGCCCACUCUGGUAUUAGCACAUACACUGUAGCCAACAGCUCGUAUAUACGUGCGGGAAGUCUACCUACAUGAUGAGAUUAUUAUGGGUAAAUGUUUUAUUUAACUAGGCAAGUCAGUUAAGAACAAAUUCUUAUUUACAAUGGCGGUCUACCGGUGAACGGGGUAACUGCCUUGUUGAGGGGCGGAAAGACAGAUUUUUACCUUGUCAACUCAGGGAUUCGAUCCAGCAACCUUUUUUUGUGAAAAGGCAGCCAAGCAUCGAUCAUGUCACCAGAAUAAGGACCUGGAUUGUUUCAUUAUUUUCCCCACAAAAAAUUCGAUGUGCUAAUGUUUUAAUGACGCCUGUUUCCUUUUCCUGGGAAGGAGAUCGGAAGAUGAUCUCCUUGGAUGGAAAACUUGAUAUAAAUCAGUUGUUCAACUGUCUUUCACAGCAGUAUAUUCCAGGUACCAUCUCAUAAUAUAGGCUACUUUAAAUUAUGGUCUUGAAGACAGUUGGACUAAGCGAUUGUAGUGCGUAUUGUAUAACUGCAACAGAUUGCUUGUUUGUUACAUUUAUAAUCGCUGUUUUUAUUAACUAGUUAAGGAGCCACAUAGAUAUGACUGAACUGGAAGCCUACCAUGAUGUAUAUACAGUAGGGGCAAAAAAGUAUAUAGUCAGCCACCAAUUGUGCAAGUUCUCCCACUUAAAAAGAUGAGAGGCCUGUAAUUUUCAUCAUAGGUACACUUCAACUAUGACAGGCAAAAUGAGAAGAAAAAAAUCCAGAAAAUCAUAUUGUAGGAUUUUUAAUUAAUUUAUUUGCAAAUUAUGGUGGAAAAUAAGUAUUUGGUCAAUAACAAAAUGUUCUCAAUACUUUGUUAUAUACCCUUUGGCAGAGGUCAAAUGUUUUCUGUAAGUCUUCACAAGGUUUUCACACACUGUUGCUGGUAUUUUGGCCCAUUCCUCCAUGCAGAUCUCCUCUAGAGCAGUGCUGUUUUGGGGCUGUUGCUGGGCAACACAGAUUUUCAACUCCCUCCAAAGAUGUUCUAUGGGGUUGAGAUCUGGAGACUGGCUAGGCCACUCCAGGACCUUGAAAUGCUUCUUACGAAGCCACUCCUUCGUUGCCCGGGCGGAGUGUUUGGGAUCAUUGUCAUGCUGAAAGACCCAGCCACGUUUCAUCUUCAACGCCCUUGCUGAUGGAAGGCUUUGUAACUUUGGUCCCAGCUCUCUGCAGGUCAAUCACUAGGUCCCCCCCGUGUGGUUCUGGGAUUUUUGCUCACCGUUCUUGUGAUCAUUUUGACCCCACAGGCUGAGUUCUUGCGUGGAGCCCCAGAUCGAGGGAGAUUAUCAGUGGUCGUGUAUGUCUUCCAUUUCCUAAUAAUUGCUCCCACAGUUGAUUUCUUCAAACCAAGCUGCUUACCUAUUGCAGAUUCAGUCUUCCCAGCCUGGUGCAGGUCUACAAUUUUGUUUCUGAUGUCCUUUGGCAGCUCUUUGGUCUUGGCCAUAGUGGAGUUUGGAGUGUGACUGUUUGAACUUGUUAUCAGUAUAAAAGACACCUGUCCACAACCUCAAAUAGGUGCCAUUAAUACAGGUAACGAGUGGAGGACAGAGGAGCCUCUUAAAGAAGAAGUUACAGGUCUGUGAGCAGUUAAGAACAAAUUCUUAUUUUCCAUGACAGCCUGGGAACAGUGGGUUAACUGCCUGUUCAGGGGCAGAACAACAGAUUUGUACCUUGUCAGCUCAGGGGUUUGAACUCUCAACCUUCCGGUUACUAGUCCAACGCUCUAACCACUAGGCUACACUGCCACCCACAGGCCUCUGAUCUAUUUAAUUGGGAGAACUUUCACAAUUGGUGGCUGACAAAAUACUUUUUUGCCCCAUUGUAUUUCCAUGAAAGAUCAAUGGCAAUGACCGUGUACCUCGCCAAAACCAAAUUAACUUGAGCAAAUGGCCUCUGUCUCAUAAGGUCUUGCACAGGCAGCCCAAUUCUGAUAUUUUUUUCCCACUAAUUCGUCUUUUGACCAACCACAUUUAGAUAUUUUCACAUCAGAUAUUUAUCAGAGAUGAUCUGAUUGGGGGGAGACACAUUUGUGGAAAUAUUAUCAGAACUGGUCCUCCUGUGUAAACGCAGCCUUAGUUUUAUUCAAUAGGUUCUAAUCGGUCAUUGUUUUGCAUGCCCAUUACCUGAUGCCUCAGGACAAUGCUCCAGUGUUACUGAAUGGUAAAUGGAAUAACUGAACACUGACCAAGGAUGUCUAACAGGCUGACUUCCCCGCUCGGGUCGCGUGCGUGAGCGUUGCAAAAUACAUUUAGAAAUCUGUUAUUCAAUGAUUGCACCCACACUGCUUGCGUGCGCCAAUGAGCGUCUGCGUUGCCACGGGCUAAAAUAGAAAUCAGUUCUAUUUCUGAUGCAGAUCACACUGCAAGUCCUGUCUCUCCCAUCUCCUCUUUGGGUUAUAGAAGCAGGUACCCAUGUACCAUCUCAUUCGUUAUACCCAUGUGGGUGAGUGAAAGACGAACUAGGUCAGUGGCGGUAAUACACCUAAUUUAUGAAAGUUGCCAAUCGCAAUAUAAAGUCAAGAGAAGAAAAAGCCUGGAAGGAAGAGUGAUGACUAGAAACGAUUCGGUUGACCGUUUUACGUGUGAAUUAAUUGGCGGAGUAGAGGAUCUUGUGCAUUUCAGGUAAAAUAACAACUUUAUAUCCCAGGACAAAUUAGCUAGCUAAAUAGGACAGAUUAGCUAGAAAGCUAACUAGCUAAAUUGCCAUACAUGUUUAAUGCUGGGAAAUAUGUUAAUUUCCAAAUAUUCAUGUAUUAAGUUCGCAUGCACUUGUAGAGAUGGGGCGGAUCUUCUUAGCCACUGAUGACGCAAAUACAGUUGUACCUUUAUCUAAAUGACGGAUGUUGUGACAUCGCAUGUAGAACUACAAUGCUAUGGCUACACAAUAAUAAAUCCUGUCUCACGGUUGUA